AUGAAACAGAAGACAGCGACAUCAGGAAAGGAGAAGGCAACACGACCAAAAGCACACGACAAUACGUCAACCUCCAAAGCAUCAUCAUCAUCAUCAUCAUCAUCAUCAUCGUCAAAAGGCAAGAAUCCACAACCAUCAUCAUCAUCAUCAUCGUCAAAAGAGAAGAAUCCACAACCAUCAUCGUCAAAAGAGAAGAAUCCACAAUCAUCAUCGUCAAAAGAGAAGAAUCCACAAUCAUCAUCGUCAAAAGGCAAGAACAUACAACGAUCAGAAGCGUCAUCAUUGUCAAAAGGAAAGAAUGUACAACGAUCAGAAGCUUCAUCGUCAAAAGGCAAGAACGUACAACGAGCAGAGGCUUCAUCGUCCAAAGAUGAGAAUGCACAGCCAUCAGAAUCCUCAUCAACGAGUGCCGAAGCAAAAGAAAACACUGAUGAGACACCACAAACAAUUCUUGCAAAGAGACAACACUCAACAUCCGAUCAAGAAGAAGGGCAAAGGAAACGACCCAGGGAAAGGUUCUCAGAGAUUGAUGUGGAAAUCUUCUUUGACUAUUGGCGUCGAGCACGCAGCAAUGAUCGACCUAGUGGCACUACAAGGCGAUUGACAGAGAGAUACAUGGAAGGACGACAACAACAAAAGGAAACGAGAGAACAAGACGUGGAUUGGAUUUGGUUUGAUGUCCUCGACAAGUUUAUGAAGCGACUACAAACCACCAAGCAACUUGAUUUGGAUCAUUUAUUGGACGAAAAUGAACCAGCGUUUUCAUGGAAUAUACCACCCUUGGUCACAGCAAAAGACAACCUUCCGCGACUAGAGCCGAUGACAGAAGAGGAGGUGAUGGAUAUUUUUAAGGACCCCGAAGAACAGGAUCUUUCUGAUUUGGUAAAGUGGACCGAACUUGCAAGCGAUCGGAUCGACAAGUGUUACAACGAAGCAAUGGAGAAUUCAAGUGAGAUGAAGGCAUACAUGGGUCAAUACGCCGAUCGUUUAAGUGAUUUCAUUUUCAAAUUUAAACAAAGUAGUAGUAGUUCAGCUAAAAGUAGUACAUGA
Messenger RNA from Lichtheimia ornata, 1050 nucleotides. RefSeq lists its product as uncharacterized. NCBI's taxonomy places the organism in Eukaryota, Fungi, Mucoromycota, Mucoromycetes, Mucorales, Lichtheimiaceae. Bases 1 to 1050 code for a protein of 349 amino acids. The transcript is spliced from 2 exons. The record is from RefSeq and is a predicted model, not a curated record.